Messenger RNA from Diorhabda carinulata, 1573 nucleotides. Its product is annotated as ADP,ATP carrier protein. Gene Ontology annotation, biological process: mitochondrial ATP transmembrane transport; mitochondrial ADP transmembrane transport. The transcript is spliced from 4 exons. Gene Ontology annotation, cellular component: mitochondrial inner membrane. Lineage: Eukaryota; Metazoa; Arthropoda; Insecta; Coleoptera; Chrysomelidae. Gene Ontology annotation, molecular function: ATP:ADP antiporter activity. The coding region runs from base 194 to 1096 and encodes 300 amino acids. The record is from RefSeq and is a predicted model, not a curated record.
GGCAACUCUGUAUAAAUGUCUACUAUUCUGGGAUAGGAGCACUGGGAAAGCACAUGACCGACGCGCGGUGAUGACAAUCACCAACGCCUAGCCACCUUCUCAUUUGCAGUUCUGUGCGCGGUCUGUAAAGAUCCGAAACCAAGAAGUCUGCCAUAUUCUUCGAGGAAAUAUUUAAAAGUAAUUAAACACAAACAUGUCUCUCGCCGAUCCAGUUGCUUUUAUGAAAGAUUUCCUCGCUGGAGGUAUCUCAGCCGCUAUUUCGAAAACAUGUGUAGCUCCAAUCGAACGUGUAAAAUUGCUUUUGCAAGUACAACACAUUUCCAAACAAAUUUCUGCUGAUCAACGUUAUAAGGGUAUGGUAGAUUGCUUUGUACGUAUUCCUAAAGAACAAGGUGUACUUGCAUACUGGCGUGGUAACACCGCUAACGUCAUCCGUUAUUUCCCCACACAAGCACUUAACUUUGCCUUCAAAGACAAAUACAAGCAGAUCUUCUUGAGUGGCGUAGACAAAAAAACACAGUUCUGGCGUUACUUCUUAGGAAACUUAGCUUCUGGUGGUGCUGCCGGAGCCACAUCUCUCUGCUUCGUAUAUCCUCUUGAUUUUGCCAGAACCAGGUUGGCUGCUGAUGUUGGUAAAGGAGCCGGUGAACGUGAAUUCAGUGGAUUGGGCAACUGUUUGGUUAAAAUUUUCAAAGCUGAUGGUUUGGGAGGUUUAUACCGUGGUUUUGGUGUAUCUGUACAAGGUAUCAUCAUUUACCGUGCCGCUUUCUUCGGUUUCUAUGAUACUGCUAAAGGUAUUUUACCUGAUCCUAAGAACACACCUAUCAUCAUUUCAUGGGCUAUUGCACAGACUGUCACCACUGUUGCCGGAAUUAUCUCGUAUCCCUUCGACACUGUCCGUAGGCGUAUGAUGAUGCAAUCUGGACGUAAGAAGGCCGAAGUUGUCUACAGAAGCACAGCUCACUGUUGGGCCACCAUUGCCAAGACUGAAGGAGCCGGCGCCUUCUUCAAGGGAGCCUUCUCCAACAUCCUUCGUGGUACUGGUGGAGCCAUUGUACUGGUUAUGUACGACGAAAUUAAGAAUUUAAUAAUGUAAAUUUUUGUUUUUCAUUAAUUCAGGGAUCGCGUAAUUUUAUCUACACUCCACUUUAGGAAAAUAUUAGCAAAAUUUGAAAAGCGACUCCCGGCCGCGCUCUUUCAAACCAUUCCGGAAGGAGGCCGACUAUCUUGAAGAUGGUUCAGCUGUCACCUCCAUCCAUUGUUGAGCGCGGCUCGGAGAACCAUGUAAAUAGCUGUAAAAUUAUUUAUUUCCAAUCUUAAUUUUGAAUUUAUCAUAAGAAACUUUUCGAUCCUUCGCCCGGGCGAAAUUCUCCGGACUCUUUUUGUCAAACAGUAUCGCAAAUUAUGCGAUUUUUUUUCGUAAUUUCCUCGUAGAUUUUAAAUUGUAAUACCUUUAAACGUGUACGAAUUGAUCGUUAUACGGUUGUUUAUUUUCAUUACAUGUAAAAGAAGUAAUUAUUUAAAUAUCGUUUCAUCAUGAUCAUGGUGGUUAAUAAAAAACAAAAAAACAGGA